AUGAAGCCGCUGGUGAAGGAGCGCUGGUUCCCCCGCCGCGGGCGGCAAAUGCGGGGCGAGCAAGCGAGCGCACAGGCGGGGGCGUGGAUGCGGGGCGGGCAGAUUUGGGGCGAGCCUGCGCGCGGCUCAGGCGGGCUUCGCACGGGCGGGGCUGCGCUCGCCGAGGGGAGGAAAGAAAAGAGAUUAGGUGAGAAAGCGGCGCCGCACGGAGGGAGGAAACGAGAAAGAGCGAAGAGGAGAAGAGGGGGCGCGACUACUUUCUCUGUUUUCCAAUCGUACCCUUCUAACAUGGACGGAUGGAUUUAUCUCUGUACCUCCCAGUACCAGUACCUACCGGUACAAGUUGCUGGAUGGGAGCAACGCUCAAGCAGUCGAAUACAUGAAUCAUCCAACUUGGACCAGCUCCAAAAAUGUAUUGCACAAAGACUGAAAUCCAAAAGAUUUUAUCACUUAAAAUUCUUGGACCUAGGGUAUAGUAAGUGUAUUUUGCCACAAGACAUUUCUUGCCUAGUCAAUUUGCGCCAUUUAAUUUCUAAAAUGGAGCUAUGUUCCAAUAUUCCUGGGAUUGGAAAGAUGAAGUAUUUACAGUGGCUGGAAGAGUACCAUGUUAAGAAAGAGGACAUUGGAUUUGAACUGAGUGAGUUGGGGAAUUUGACAGAGCUUGGAGGAGAGCUAAAGAUAUUUAACCUUGAAAAUGUGGCAACAAGAGAAGAAGCAAAUGAUGCUAAAUUGAUAUCGAAAAGGAAUCUGAAAGCAUUGACACUAGUUUGGAGUGCAAAGCAACUCUCCAUAGGAUCUGGCGUUCUUGAUGGUCUGCAACCACAUCCUAAUCUUAGAGCACUUGACAUACGAAACCAUGGUGGUUCCACUGGACCUACUUGGUUGUGUGGUGAUGUUUGUGUCAAAGGCUUGAAAUCUCUCCAUCUAGAAGGCUUAUCUUGGGGAACUUUCCCACCUUUCGGGCAACUAAUGCAUCUGGAGGAACUUACUUUGAUCAAUAUUGCUGGCAUACGUAAGUUUGGACCUGAUUUUGGUGGUGUUACCCAAAAGAGUUUUUUACACUUGAAGAAAAUUAAAUUUGUUGGCAUGCCAGAACUUGUGGAGUGGGUUGGGGGAGCUCAUUGGCAUUUGUUUUCAAAGCUUGCAAGCAUCAGAUGUGAAGAUUGUCCCAAUUUCUCGGUGCUACUGUUGCCAUUCUCUAAGUGCUCUGUCAUUUGCACACAAGACAUAAACACAGUAUGGUUCCCAAACCUGUGUUCUCUUGAGAUUCGAAAUUGCUCCAAGUUGUCAUUGCCACCCAUGCCUCACAAUACCAUGCUAACACGUGUUACUGUGAAAGAAGAUAAUCAAGCAAAGCUGCAUUUUGAAGAAGAGACACUGAGAAUAGAUGGUUAUGGGGGUGCUUUGGCUUUCCAUAACCUGGACAAAGUAAAAGAUAUGACAAUUGAAAACAUGUUCCACAUUUCAUUGACUGAUCUCCAAAAGCUGAAUUCAUUAACAAGCCUUGAUGUCACAGGAUGCAAAAGCAUCCUCCUCGCUGCGACCCUCAUCGAGUUGAGAUUCACGUCUGACUUGAUUACAGAAAGCUUCACAGAAAAGCAGGAGCAGAAAGGUGAGAGCAAGAUGUCUCAGGGGCAGAGGCACAUUGACCCAGUAUGGUCCACUGGGCACAAUGCUUGCAGCAACCGGAUGGCGAGCAAGGUUACAGAGACGGCGCCGGGGGCCCUCUCCAAUGGGCUGUGGCUUGCCUGGGCCGAAUGCGCUCAAACAAAUCAGCCCAUGUGUGUGUUUGGGGUGGCCCAGGGGCCAGCCAGACUCUUGGGCUUCUCCUCUCUCUACUCCACCACGCAUUGCAAGCAGAGAGGCGCGAGGUCUCUUCUUCCUCCACGCAUGACGCCUCCGGAUGAGUAG
Molecule: messenger RNA, 1911 nt
Organism: Oryza sativa Japonica Group (Japanese rice)
Lineage: Eukaryota; Viridiplantae; Streptophyta; Magnoliopsida; Poales; Poaceae
Source: RefSeq, a predicted model, not a curated record